AUGCCACAAGCACAGCCAGAACUGAAAAAGUACAUGGAGAAAAAGCUCUUCAUCCAACUCAACGCGAACCGCAAAGUCCUCGGCAUCCUGCGCGGCUACGACGUCUUCCUCAACAUCGUUCUCGACGAGGCCGUCGAAGAGAAGCCUGACGGGAGCAGGCAGCGGUUGGGGAUGGUGGUGAUCCGGGGGAAUAGUGUGGUUAUGUUGGAGGCGUUGGAAAGGGUUGACUAUGGGCGGGGUGGGCACUAG
Cyphellophora attinorum is the source of this 249-nucleotide messenger RNA. Its product is annotated as Small nuclear ribonucleoprotein G. NCBI's taxonomy places the organism in Eukaryota, Fungi, Ascomycota, Eurotiomycetes, Chaetothyriales, Cyphellophoraceae. Gene Ontology annotation, cellular component: U1 snRNP; catalytic step 2 spliceosome; precatalytic spliceosome. Gene Ontology annotation, biological process: mRNA splicing, via spliceosome; spliceosomal snRNP assembly. The record is from RefSeq and is a predicted model, not a curated record. Gene Ontology annotation, molecular function: RNA binding. Bases 1 to 249 code for a protein of 82 amino acids. The transcript is spliced from 2 exons.